Molecule: messenger RNA, 363 nt
Organism: Bipolaris victoriae FI3
Lineage: Eukaryota; Fungi; Ascomycota; Dothideomycetes; Pleosporales; Pleosporaceae
Exons: 1
Coding region: 1-363 (120 amino acids)
Source: RefSeq, a predicted model, not a curated record
AUGCAGACUCAGGAGGAACGUGUGACUUGCCAAGACAUUCAAAGAGCAUCGGUCUUGCCUGUCAAACUCGUAGUAACUGUUUACCCACAUGCAUUUCAAUGCUCGCAGUGCCCGCUUGGUGGUUUUGUUGGCUUCGAUAACUUCGAAGAUCUCCCGCUUUACCUGCCUAGCAACCGACCAAAGCGCUUGCCACAACGAACGGAGAACCCUCCAUCACCCACACUUCCAACUCCUACCCGCUCCAAUCCUACAAUGACAGAAAAAGGUAGAGGUCAUCACAUGUCCCUACCCAUCUUACAUCCUCGAGUUCGUGGCAAUCACCAGGAGGUUUUGGCACACCCUACGGUGAUCCAGUCCCGGUGA